Molecule: messenger RNA, 6835 nt
Organism: Oncorhynchus gorbuscha (pink salmon)
Lineage: Eukaryota; Metazoa; Chordata; Actinopteri; Salmoniformes; Salmonidae
Gene: lg21h4orf54
Product: linkage group 21 C4orf54 homolog
Exons: 2
Coding region: 137-4972 (1611 amino acids)
Source: RefSeq, a predicted model, not a curated record
UCCACUAGGAUCCUGUGGUUGAUUCUCUGGACAUCAGGGAGUGAAGUAGGGAAUCCUGGGCACCUCUACCUCUAUUGUUUCUUUUCUAUCUUAUGCCAAAUGUAAAAUAGACAGCAUAAAAGGCGUGCAUAAUGCAAUGGAAACAAUGGACACGUCCGACAAAAAUCGAACUUACCCAAAGUCCACCGUCGUGUUAAAAAAGCGCAUGCCAGAUAUCACGGAUACCACUGGGACGCAAGACGAAUCGAAGUACGUUGAAUUGAAUGAUUUACUUGACAUAGAUACAGACGACACGAACACUGUCACCGGUGAGGGGAGCCAAAUGGCGACUGACGAGGGCAACGGUGGCUCGAGAGCAGAAGAGAAAACUUCUGGAGACGGAGACCUGAUGAGUAAGGUGACUGAUCAUAUCAACGGCGACAAAUUAAAGGAGGAUAUUAACACAAAGGAGUGUGCCAAGGGCUAUCUAUCAGGGUUUAUUGGAACUGUCUGCUUCUCUGAGGUUCCUAACCUGAAUGAAAACACGAUGGACUCCCCCGAAUCCCCUAGAUUCGUUGGUAAUAGGGAGGUCACUGCGGAGUGGAUACCGGAAAAGGACGCGUUUGAGGAUGUAGAACAUAUGCCAAUUGACAAUGAAGAUGUAUUGUCAAUUGACACUGACAUGUUAAGCGGGCAAAAUGAGUCGGAUGAUGAUGUGAGCUUGGUGCUGACCGGUGAUUGUGAAGAUUGCGUGCCUUGCAGUACCGUGGAGGAUGAGCCUCAUUACAUAACCACGCACGAGAUCCAGCUCUCCGAGCUUUCAGAUCACGAUGUCGAUAAUGAUAUCGGACAGGAGUGGGAUGAUAACCAGAUCUACUCUUUCGUAGAUUAUGCUGCUUUUGACGGCGAUGGAACGAUGGCAGGAAGAGAGAAGAGGGGGAAAAGCAAUCAGGGUCAGGCUAAUAGCGGUGCGGCAGUCAGCACUAAGCUGGAAAGUGAUCUCGGGGACAGGGACAAGUGCGCCAUCUCAGAUGAAAGUCUGUCAAAGAACCAAAAUAAUGUUAUAGGACAGAUCCACCUGUCAAUCAAAACUACUUCUCGAGCUAUAAAUGAGCCUAGCGACGUCCAAGAAAAUGAAAAUAUUACUUAUCAUGCCAAGCACGCCGGAGACAUGAGUCGCUACGUUUUUAGAGGAGCUGGUGAUGUAAAUACGGAAAAUGUCUGUGAUAGCGCUAAGUGUUUCAUAGCCGCCCCCGGACGCUUGCACUUUGGCAAGAAUUUAAAAGGCAAAGAUGUUAACGACUAUUCCAGCGGUGCGUCCAGCGCCGUCAGUGAACUUGACGAUGCGGAUAAGGAAGUGCGCAACUUGACUGCCAGAGCGUUCAAGAGUUUAGCAUACCCAUAUUUUGAUGCCAUCAAUUUCAGUACCUCCAGCGAGUCCUCCGCCUCCGAGCUGGGGUUGAACAGGUGGUCAACUUUUGUUGACCUUAAAUAUGGCAACAUGAACAUGUCUCAGGGACGCGAACCAAACACAGGGUCUCAUAAAAGUUCCACGUCAUCCUCUGAAAUUGCUAAGAAUAAAGACAAUAAAGGAUAUAAGGGUUUGGCAUUGGCUAGUACUAAACCGCCCCCGAACAAGCUCUUUGCAUUGAAUGGUGCUCUUUCUGGUCCCUAUAACGCAUCUUCUGCAGCAAAGAAACUUGAGCUUAUGGGAAAAUUUGGGACGGGGCACGGUGGAGUUAUCACGCUCACAGAAACAUUCAAUAUUCGUUGUAAUGUCAAAUCAGGGCUGCCUGGGAGUGAAAGGCGCUCGAAAUUUGCACAAAACGUAACAGGAUCACGUUCCACAGAUGAAGUUACCAGCACCUUGCCAAGCGGCCAGGGGAAUGAGGCCAGCAAGCAACCCUGUAAUGCAGGGGAAACCAUGGAAGGCACACACAAGAAAGCAAUAUUCGCCUCGAGCCUUCUUAAAAAUGUAAUUUCUAAGAAAAUGCAGUUUGAGCAAGAGCGCAAAAUGGAGAGGGGGGAGAUACGCGAGUCCUAUCACGCUCCAUCUCACUGCCUUCUCCGACAAGAGCCUGAAAUUGCGCACAUGGAGAGGGAGAGGGCUACACCGAAAGAGUCCAAUGAUUUCCAAAGGCAAAGCCCGAAAUACUCAGAGGCGAGUUCUGACUUAACUAUUGUUUGUGUCGAUGAACUAGGGGACUUAGUGGACACUAGCUCGUGCGAUGCCAAGGACGAAUGCCGGAGACAAGACACUUUAACUCUUGCACCAGAAACGAAUUUAGCGUCGACAAAUAAAGUCGGAUUCGAUACUAAAAAAGGAGCAUUCGAAGUGGCCAACAACACACUGCUACGCAGCCAAAAUAGCGCAUUCAGAUCCUGGAGGGACGGUGAGCUAGAGUUUCAAAAGGAACAUAUCAACGAUAAAACUCCGCAGGGGAAACCGUCUUCGUCCAACGACAACCAGGGGGAAACGGACUUGUACACCGAUUCAGGCAACAGUGAGCUAACCAAAAUGUUACAUUUGUUUGUGCCAAGUAUCCAACAACUGUCCAAUGAGAGAGAAGUUUCAAAGCAGCUGCCGACUAUGAAUUAUUCGACCUGCGCUGCUGCGGAUCAAGGAGAGGGAGGAGGUAUGAAAUUACGCGCCAACAACACCCAAUACGUCGCUGGUCCGAGGAGUGUGGUAACAUCCAAAUCACCCGAAAUUAAAAUCAGUUUACGGAGUGUAAAAGAAAACAAAAGCGACCCGUUCAACGUUGCAAAGCUGGUGCCUUCCAAUAUAGGCUGCAACUCAGUCAGCCUGAAAAAGGCAGGCGACGAGUCCAGAUGUCAAGCGCUCGCCGCAGCGUUGAAGGGUGAGUCCUCCGAAAAAGUACCACACUUCACGGUCAGAGACAUACGAGACCACAGGGGCAAGCUGCAAACACCUAUACACCAAGUUAGAGACGUGCGCAAAUUGGUUAAAAGUUCUUAUCACUUUGUGUCGUUGGAUAAUAACGUCACCGCCGGCGACCUUAACUCCGAUCAAAAGCUUUUCAAACAGGGGUCUUAUCGAAACCCUGCGUCGCUUUCCCCCAUAGUAAUAAAGUGUCAGUCUGUGAAUACCAAUACCAAUGGGAAUGGGAAGCAAUCUGGAAAUCUAAUUGGGUAUUCUAAAUCUAGACUCAACGAGGAUUCAUUUGAAGUUGACAGGUCAUCACCCCAGCAAGAGGGCACCAAAAGCGACUUCCACCAACCGACAUGGAGAGCGCCAUUAUACAAUACAAAACAACUGAAAGGUGAUUCUUCUGAAGGCCCCAUUGGACUUGUAAUUGAAACCAGAACAGCUUCUAGAAGACAGGAUAAAACACCUGACAUCGGUGACAAGACAAAACCUGAGUGUAAAAUGUCCAACGUGGGUGCCUUCGAGAAAUUACAGGCUGCAGUCAAAACCAUGGAGCAGUUGUAUGUUUUUGAUAGAAAUGAGUGGAAGAGGAAAUCAGAGCCACACUCCAUAUUAUCAGACAGUCAUCUGCUCUCUCUCAUAUCCAGCGAGGAGCAUGGGCCAGAGGAGGAAGGAGUGAAUGUGGCCAAUGCCAUGACCGUGCCAACAUUUAACAUGGACAAGCUCAUCCGGAGAGACUCAUACCUUAACUCUGACAAAUCCCUGCCUGCUACGACCGCCUUGCCCGUUUGCGAAAAGACACCACCCAAACGAGAGGAGAAAGAACCCCUGAAGACUUUUCACAUUCCCAUCAGCCAGGAUGUGCCCAAAUCCCUGGCUCAGCUAGGUGGAACACCAAUGGGUACCAAUAAUGUGUUUAAUGUCAGCUCCAUGGCUUCAGGAAACCCCCCCACAAAUAACAAUAACAAGGCAUCAUCACAGCCACAUGCUGCAUCACAAUCACCUUACUGCAAAGGCUUCAGCCAAGUGUCUCCUAAACUUCCGGUGUCAGUGAAAAUCUCCCAGCAGCUCAGAAAGGCAGAGGAGAGACAGAGAGAGAGACAGAGGGAGAGACAGAGGGAGACGGCCAACAGUAUGAAGGCAGACAUGCCCUUCCAGUUCAGCAGAGCUUCAGUCGAGCACGAAAACUAUCUCACCAUCCCCGUCAAGUCUCAUGCCACCAGCGACAAGCAAACCGCUGUGUCCGCUGGCGGUGGAUGCGAGAAGACAGCAAUUUACACCGUCCCCGCCACUGGCGCCAAGACCCAGAUGGCCAGCCCACCCGGUUAUUGUGGCGCCAAGAGGCAGGAAGAGACCCGACUUUCCCCACAGAAACGCUCCACCAUCGUCAUGGAGACGAGAGCCCAGGACACGCCAACUGCCACCAUCUACCACAUGCCCAUGGCUCAGAGCAUGGCGUCCACCCAACCACAGAUGUACUGCUUUUCCCCAACCAUGUCCCCACAAGCCAUCCCCCAGAUCGACCACUACCAGCGCACCCAGAGAAAGAUGCUCUUUGACCCCAGUACAGGGAACUGCUACCUGGUGGACACCCCCGUCCAGCAGGCCACCCGCCGCCUCUUCGACCCCGAAACGGGCCAGUAUGUGGACGUGCCCAUGUCCCAGCAGCCUAUGUCUCCCAUGUCCAUGUCCAUGCCCCAAAUGCCGCCCAUGCCCAUGCCCAUGCCCAUCUCACCUUUAGCCCUGAGUCCCGGCUCCUAUGGACCCACCUACAUGAUCUACCCAGGCUUCAUACCCGCCAUGCCCAGCACGCCUACCCUGAUCCCCACUAGAAUGCAGUCGCAGCUCUCCAUGCCGUUGGAGCAGGAAGACUCCGGAAACAAAGGCGGUUCCUCCCAGCCAGACUACAUGGACAUGGAGAGUCCUUACUACAUGGCCACAGGGUCUGGGAAGUCUCCCUUGGCUGGAGGCUCCAGUAUGGGCCACGUCCAGCAGCAGGGCAGGCCGGGGGUCCAGGGCUUCACCUCCCAGCAGGGACCACGCAUCAUCGCCCCGCCCUCUUUCGAUGGGACCACCAUGAGCUUUGUGGUGGAGCACAGGUAAACGGCAGGACCUGUCACAUGAUACGAGUGAAUUUUGACGUGUCCUGAUGUGUUCUGGGCCCUCCAGUGCCACUAACCCUACCGUCUGGACUAUUUGGUUCAGGGGCAUCACGGUUCUUGGUCAUCAAUGCCGGUCGUCAUGGUCAUCACGGUUCUUGGUCAUCUCAACCGACAGGAUUGUUAUUGCCUCACCUUUCUAAAGUAGGCUACCACUCUAUCCCCCUUUCUUUUCUUAACAACUCUGUGUUACAUUUGGGAGUUUGGCAGAAAUGUUUACUAGUUAAUGUAGUUUUUUACCAUGUGCUGUAUAUUUUAUUUACAUGUUUGAUUUUUGGGUCAUUUUGAUUUGGUAUUGCAAUACUCAUGCAAUGCAAUAUAACCUCAUGCAAUCGUUCUCACAGGCAUUGUCAUGAUAAAUCAUUUUAAUCUGUACAUUGAAUUAAUAAUAGUAAUCAUGUAUUUUCACAUAAGAAGAGCAUGAUUGUCAAACCCACCCUCCAUUGGUUAUUAAUAAGAUUAGGCUCCAAAUCCAUUCUUGUGGGACCCCCGGCACUGCCCCUUUGAUCUAGCCCAGCAUUAACACACCUGUGCCAACAAAUCAAGGGUUGAGGAGUUAAAUCAGGUGUGUAAGUGCUGAGCUAAAAAUAAGUGCUCUCUGAGAGGUUCCUAGGAAUGGAUUGGGAAACAUGUUGUCGACAUUUUCUUUGUCGCAUUCUCCACACUAGAGGUCUAUGUUCUAAAAUGCACAACUUCCGGAAGGGUGCAGGUUGUCCCAUUUAUUUCUUUAGCAAGUACAUGAGGCAUGACAGCACACUUGGACAGCACACUUGAACUAAGUCCUCAGGAGAAUGGAAGAGGGCUUAUAUCUCUCUUUGUAUUUUUGUUGACCUUGAUCUGAACCUGUACUUGGCUUCCUCCCUUCUCUCUGUUACGGUGCCACCUGCUGUUUGCUUUCUCCCCGUUGGUGAGUUCAGUUCAGUACAGUAUAAUCUUGUAUUGUUUUAAUUGGUUAAAAAAACGAUAUGUUGCCAACAAUAUUAGCACUAAAAACAAUGAUGGUGGACAUUCUAUUUCCUUUCUGAAUCUUGUUAUUAUUUCACUAUUGAAAAUGAACGAGCGCUUGUCUUGAAUACACAUUAUGCAAUAUGUGGUUUGGUUUGAUAUACUUCUGCUAAAAUUGGUAUUUGUUGAUGCCUGUUUAUCUUGGGUAUUGUUAUUACUGCAAUGUCAUUAAGUGUUGACAAUUUUGCCCUGUCACAUUUAGGUGCUCUUAAUGCAGGUAGCAAGCACUGUGAGUAAGAGGUGGAUGUUUAGACAUUUCAUAAGGUUUUAUAAAAACACAACUGAAGAUUUGCGGUGUGGAAAGUAUUCUUGAUGUUUUUAUAGUAACAUGGAUACAGUAAUCUCACAUUUAUGAGUUGAAGUCUGUUUUGGACAAGUUGAUGGGGCUUUCACUGUAUUUAAAAAAUAUGUUUUCUUUCCAGACCCCCUAUACAAUAUGUGCAAACCUAUUUGUUUUAUAUUGAUGUGUACAGCAAACCACAUGCUUUCAGAACUGCUGGCCAGUCCAUCCAUCUCCCUUCAUAAGUAUGUUUUGGGAUUGCUGUUUGAUAUUUUUAAAGGUCCAAAAAAAAAAAAAUGCUGCUUAGCAAAGAGCAAUUUCUUAAUAAAUAAUUUUGCUAGGACUGUCUGGGAGUGGUCUGAGUGGGGAGGGGAAAAUUGAAAACUAGCUGUUAUUGACAGAGAGGUUAGGAACUCUUUUUAUUUGUCUAUUAUUAACAGAUUUACAGUGGGAUGGUGGGAUGGCCAUAAUUCCAUCCCACCAAAACAGGCUGACAUUUCAGGCGGUCUUUUCAAACAUCUC